CGGGCGCGGGCGCGCGCGGCCCCUUUCCGGCGGCGCGGGCGGAGGGAGCGGCGCGCGGGGCCCUCAGGUACGGCCGGGACGCUCCCGGGCCAUCGCGGCCACUCCCGGCACUUCCCGGCGCUCCCCGGCCCUCGGGAUCCUCCCGCCGCCACCGCGCCGGCACCCAUGAGCUGAGGCGCCGCGGCGGGAGCCGAGGCAGGAGCGGGCGGAGCCGCCGCCGCGGGCCCGGCGGAGCAGCGGAGCCGCCUCCCCGCCGCCCCAUGCGCGGCCCGCGCUGAGCCCCGCCCGCCCUUCCCCGCCGGGCCGGCGCUCGCCCUCUCGCCCUCCCUUGGAUGCCGCCGAGAUGGGCAAGGUGCUGUCCAAGAUCUUCGGGAACAAGGAGAUGCGGAUCCUGAUGCUGGGGCUGGACGCGGCCGGCAAGACCACGAUCCUGUACAAGCUGAAGCUGGGCCAGUCGGUGACCACGAUCCCCACCGUGGGCUUCAACGUGGAGACCGUCACCUACAAGAACGUCAAGUUCAACGUGUGGGACGUGGGCGGCCAGGACAAGAUCCGGCCCCUGUGGCGGCACUACUACACGGGCACGCAGGGGCUCAUCUUCGUGGUGGACUGCGCCGACCGCGACCGCAUCGACGAGGCGCGGCAGGAGCUGCACCGCAUCAUCAACGACCGGGAGAUGCGGGACGCCAUCAUCCUCAUCUUCGCCAACAAGCAGGACCUGCCCGACGCCAUGAAACCCCACGAGAUCCAGGAGAAACUGGGCCUGACCCGGAUCAGGGAUAGGAAUUGGUAUGUGCAGCCCUCCUGUGCCACGACGGGGGAUGGACUCUACGAAGGGCUGACGUGGUUAACGUCCAAUUAUAAAUCCUAAUGGGAGAGGAACUAUUUAGUCUACAAAGAAUUAAAGAAAUAAAACAAAAAAAUUAAAUAACAAAAAAAAAGAGACAAAAAAAAAAUAACCCACGUGGCUUUCCAGAAGAAUGAUUCUCUACUGAAAAGUGAAAACAAAACCGCAUCCAUAGGAUUAUGAUCACCUUUCUCCAGUUGCCACCCUUUCCUCCUGCACCCUUGGCUGGAUUCCUGUUCUAACUCCUCCUGCUUGGCGUUAGGAUGCUCUAACCUCCGAAUGUGACACGAACACAGGCACUAGAUGCUAUGGCAGACUUCCAGCAAACAGGGGAAGGACACAUUAUAGACUUGCUAAGUAACUUUUUUUUCGGUUUUUUUUUUUUUUUUUUUUUUUUUUUGGUUUUUUUUUGGGUUUUUUUUCCUUUUUCCUCUCGAUAGCCCUUUGCUGGUUUGAUUAUUUUGGGGGAUGUUGGGGGAGGGGGUCCAUUUUCAGUGUAUGCUUUCUGGGUCUACUUUUUUGAUUAUAUAUAUAUUUUUUUUCUCUCUCUUCUCUCACUUUGCUGUAGAUUGCUACUUUUUUGCAUUCCUGCAGGAUAUGUUGCUAGGUUGACUUCAUCUAGUAAACUGAAAAUUGUUGCUUAAAAUCAAACCGCAGUCUGUCUUUUUAUAUUAAGGACUUUUUUCUUUUUUUUUCUUCUUCUUUUUUUUUUUUUUUUAAGUUCUGUUAAUCUGUAACUAAACAGUGACUCAGUCUGGCUCCACGGCUCAGGCUAAUGAGGGGAAUUCUUGCCUGCAGUGGCAGAGAGUGGGAAUUCCACUGUAACGUGUUCAAAGUGCGUGUCGGGCGCCGGGAAAUGUAAGAACUGCUUUGGAAUGUCAGCUGGGAAGUUCUGACCCAUACAUCAUGCAUGAGGAGGGAUGCAAAACCAGCUCCCCACACCACACAGCAAACAAGGCAUGAAUGGUGCUGUAGUUCCAGGGUAGGCACUGGGCAGUUUUUUUGUCUCAGAUAAGGUUUAGUUGCAGUUUUUUACUACUUGGUGUCGGUCCCCGGGCCGAGGCUCUUUCUAGCAGACGCAGCAAUAAAAUGUUGCAGUGAGUUUGACUUUAAAUGGCAAAAAUCCAGCUCUUAUUUGCCUCUCAAUUCCAUCUCAAGGCAGCUGGAGACACCUAAACCUUGAAAGGAUUCCUGAUUAUUUCCAACAGAAAGAAGGAAACUGUUGUUAUUAUUAUUAUUAUUAUUAUUGUUCUUUUUCCAUGCUGGAGCCUGGCAAGGGGGCGAGUUCCGUGCCGAGCUCUGCUCGAGCCUGGGGAUUCUGACAUCAGGAAUGGCCAUUUUGAGGAAAUCACUUCUUGCUUUAGUUUUCCAAGCCUGGACCGAGCAGCUGGAGCCUCCCUGUGUCCCGGUUGUUGCUGUAGUCCUGUAGGAAAGGGAACUAUGUUGGAUGGCCGAGGCCCAUUGAGUAACUACUAAUGAGAGUGGGGAGGGCAGAGAGAGAGAAUCGACGCUGAAUGUAAACUUCCAUAAUUAGUUCUUAAAGGGCAAAGCAGCUCGUUAGCCAUGUCACAGCCUGUAGCUGGGACUGGCCAAUCAAAAACCCCACCCAGAGCGAGUAUUUGCAUAAAAACUCAAUCAAGUAUUAAUUAACACUGGGUGCACAAACUGUUAAAGCAGCUGGUUCUUAUUCAGCCUUAAGGAUUAACUUCAGAUUUCCUCAAGGAGUUAAAACUCCGUUGGGGAAUUCUAGGAAUGUAUGCUACAAAACCAGAAGAAAAUGGUUUUUAUUUUCCUUUUUUUUUUUGUCCCUUAAUUGUGUUCUCUUUUCAAGAAUCUAAGUUUUACAUGGAAUUGGGGGCAUUACACUACAUUGCUGCAGCAGUGGCUCUGCAUGCUGAAUACUUGUACAUGGAGCUCUUACCAAAGAUGUAUGGGAAGAUAAAAAUCCUGAAUUCAGGAUUUCUGAAUCCAGUUCUUCUGAAAUCAAAUGCUUUGGAGCACUUCAAAGUCCUUUUAGAGUAUGGUUCCAAAGAAAAGACUUCUCUGGAUGUGGGUUGCAAAUGGGACUGGAUGGGUCCUUGGUGCUAGAAGAUAGAGCAUUGAUGGUUUUGUGAAUUAGAGAGAGUCUGCAGAAGCUUAAUGUAGAAAUAACUCUUCCAUCUCAGCCCUAAAAAGAAGAAGUGAGAUUAGUUUAUUUUAAUCCAAGGCUUUUUGCCAUUGGAAUAUCAUUGCUCUAUUUUCUGGCUUUUCUUUUUCUUUUCCUGUUGCUGUAACUUAAUGAACAGUGUGGUGGUAUAAAAACUUAAAUUUACAAUAUGGUUACUGUUUUCUUCUGGAGCAUCAAUAAAAUAGCCAAGCACAAAGUAAAUGCCUAAACUGGAAAACUUGAAGCUCUAUUACUGGUUCUUGAACUUUCUUAAACAUAUUCUCAGUCAACAUGAAAACUUCAAUAAGUUCAUUUUUUGUCUGAAUUGAUUUCCUGUGUUUCCAAGCGCUGGGGCAGCCUUUGCAUUAAGUUGAUUUUACAAUUUUGUAUCCCCUUAGAAAUAAGUUUGUAAUUCUGUUUUGUAGGUGAAAAGAAAUUGCUUUUGCUUCUUGA
Messenger RNA from Cinclus cinclus, 3446 nucleotides. RefSeq names its product ADP ribosylation factor 6 (gene ARF6). Bases 344 to 871 code for a protein of 175 amino acids. Lineage: Eukaryota; Metazoa; Chordata; Aves; Passeriformes; Cinclidae. Gene Ontology annotation, cellular component: cytoplasm. The record is from RefSeq and is a predicted model, not a curated record. The transcript has a single exon. Gene Ontology annotation, molecular function: GTPase activity; GTP binding. Gene Ontology annotation, biological process: vesicle-mediated transport; intracellular protein transport.